AUGUCAACUGGCUACCACAAGAUCACUCAAUUUAUGAUUCAGCAUAAAGAAAUGGCGGUAUUCAGCCGUUUUGAGUAUCUCCAGGUGCUCAAAACAUUGGUUUUGCAAGGCGAAUUGGCCAGCCUUGAGGAAGAUAUCAAGAAGGAACUUGGGCCACAAGAAAUAGUUCCGUCGCGAUUAAGCUUAGACUUAAGACCAGGGGAUUUGAAUAUUGAGCUACAGUCACUUAGUUCGAGAGUAAGUAGAUCGACUAGAAGCGACAGUGAGGUUGAUAGCGAUUCGGACGUUGAUAGCGACGAAGACUCUGGGAAAAUCGAUGCGGUGGAAGGAAUAGAUCCGAGAAGAGACAUUUAUUUUCUCCAAAAAAUGAAUUCUACAGAAAACGUAUGGAAGAAUAUCGUUCUGGCGAACGAGAAGCUGGACGAAUAUAACAAGGCAAUUCGCGAUCUCGAAGCCAUGUAUUCAAGGGAUCCGCCCUGCGAAUCGACGCAUACCUUUCUCAAACACUGGUUCAUGUGUCGAAAUCUUGGGAAUAGUCCAAUAAUGGGUGUGGAUUGUGUGAUCUAUCGCGAGAAUACGCCAAGAACAUCUCUGAUGUCCAUUUUCCCAGCGAAGGAUCCCGAUGCACUGUCAAAUUUCUUCUUGAAAAUCUUUAAGAAAUUCUUUCACAACAAAAUAGGGCGACAUUUCGGACGGAGCCGAGUUCGUGUCGGUACUGAUCCUGAGAUGAGUGGCUCUGGUGGCUACUUCUAUUACCGUGAUGAAGGGUUCAUGAGAAUGGCAGAUAUCGUGGGUUCAUUGAUCUCCAGCAUUUGGCUGGUCACUAGCAUUGUUAUUCUGUAUUUUUUGAGAGACAUGAGAUCACGGUUGGCGAUUAUUGCGGUUUUCACGGUUGGCUUUAGUCUGAUCUUAAGUCUUUUGACACGUGCACGGAGAGCUGAAGUUUUUGGUGGCAGUGCUGCGUGA
Messenger RNA from Glarea lozoyensis ATCC 20868, 966 nucleotides. RefSeq lists its product as uncharacterized. NCBI's taxonomy places the organism in Eukaryota, Fungi, Ascomycota, Leotiomycetes, Helotiales, Helotiaceae. The transcript has 2 exons. The coding region runs from base 1 to 966 and encodes 321 amino acids. The record is from RefSeq and is a predicted model, not a curated record.